This is a messenger RNA of Tigriopus californicus, 3802 nucleotides long. RefSeq names its product patched domain-containing protein 3-like. Gene Ontology annotation, cellular component: cytoplasmic vesicle membrane; plasma membrane. The transcript has a single exon. NCBI's taxonomy places the organism in Eukaryota, Metazoa, Arthropoda, Copepoda, Harpacticoida, Harpacticidae. Gene Ontology annotation, biological process: molting cycle, collagen and cuticulin-based cuticle; endocytosis. Bases 963 to 3725 code for a protein of 920 amino acids. The record is from RefSeq and is a predicted model, not a curated record.
GUAUGCCUUGUUGAUCCGGUUGCAUCUUUCAAGUCAGACUUGGACAAAUUUUUAGAUAGCAUUCCAGAUCAACCCUACAUUCAAGGACUAGCUCGGUCUGCCAACUCAAAUUCGUUGGUAGACCAAAUAUCAUAUAAAGAUUGAAAGGUAAUAAAUAAACGAAUUAUUACCUUUCAUUUCAAUAGUACUGGGGAUUACAUUCCCUGUAGCGGUUAGAUCAGCCCGUGAAAAAACAAACCAAAAAAAAAAUAGCACAAUAGGCUCCAUUUUAUACAGUCGCUUGACUGGGCUGGGCACAAAAUUUUGAAAUUUGACCUUUUCAAUGAAAUGGUGCUUAACAUUAGAGGUCACAAAAAAAUUGUAAAUGAAACCUGAGCAUUGCUGACUUGUCUUCAUUGAGGCCUUCACCAUAACAACGAUAUUAAAAGACAUCAUUUGAGCGGCAAGAUGAACAUGCACAAACCAUUUGGGUUUAAAAAGUCUAUGCACUUGAAAAUGAUAAUGAGUAGUGUCAAAGAAUUUAGAUGUUAAGGAAAUUGAAGCUCCAAUACCAACAAAUCUACUAUAGAAAUAAAACGCAUUGUUUGGCAAGCCCACCUCUGGUCAAAUUACAGAUUUCUCUUCAAUUUCACUAAAAUCUUAUCGCAGACACAUUCAGUUUCCAACCCCUUUGCAGUCAUAUUUGACCACCACAUUUACUUCUACGCUCUAAUCAAAUUCAUAAGAAUCAGGUUAGCACUUUCCAGUCCUUGGUUUGAAAAAUGAUGUUGAUCACUCAAUUUGCAGAUUCUCACAUAACGUCAGUCGUCACCCUGUUUUUGGGUAUAUCUCGUUAGUCGGGGAAAACACAGAAGAGAGGUGCGGCGAAUGAGUCUGUGAGAUCGCCUUCUGAAUUAAGGCUAAGAAACACCCGUCGUAUUAUUAGUGUUUCUUGCGUUGUGAAGUUUGGUUCUGUGGUUAACAUGAUCUGGAAUAUCGGGGCAAUAUUUGCUUAUCUGCAUAUGGGAGAUAGACUCACUCGUUUCUUUGGAAAGCUUGGAUAUCUAUUGGGGCGAAAGCGAGAAUUAACGUUUCUAUUGAACUUUUCCACUCUCUUGAGCACGUCGUAUUGGGUGUACACCAUUUAUCUCCCUUACAUGCGAUAUGAAACAGAUAUUGAAAAGUUAUUCAUCCCAAAAACUGCAAUGGCAUGGCAAGAACGUGAAAUUGCUGGAAGAUAUUUUCCGGUGGAUUACCAAGAUUACCACCCAGGCCACGAGAUCAAGAUGAACCCAGGAUUGAAUCUCCUUAUUCAGCCGAAAGACAACCAAAGUGUUUUCAGAACCGAAGUAUGGUUGGACAUCAUGACGAUCAACAACCAAGUGGUUAACUUGGUGCAUUUAAAGUCUGGAGAAGGUUUUCAGCACCUUUGUGUCAAGAGGGACAACAUUUGUCUUAUCAACGAUGUUUUAGAACUUUUCGACUACAUUCAGGCCAUAAAAUCGGGGACGCUUGUGCUGGAUUUUCCAAAGAUGUCUAAUCCCGUGAGUGGCAACGACUAUUUCUUACCGGCACAUUUUGGUCACGUGGUGCUUAAUCCCGAAGAGACCCAUUUAAUUGAUGCCUUUAGCAUGAAACUCUAUUACUCCUUAAGUGCAGCUCCGGACCAACUGAACCUGAGCAGAACAUGGGAGGUUGAAGUUGCCAAUUGGGCACAAUCUCAAAACUUCACCACCAUUCAAAUUGAUGUUCUGCAUUCUCAAAGUCUGCAACAAGGGCUCGUGGCCAAUAUCGAUUCGGCUUUCAAUUAUCUGGAUGUGACUGUGGCACUGGUCACAUUGUAUAUCACCUUUAACUCCAUGAACUCCAAAUUUGGGCUCACCAUGAUCCUGGUCAGCCUCUUAGGCCUUCUGAACACGGUGUUAUGCAUGUUCUUUGCGUUUGCACUGACAAUGAAAAUGGGCUAUGAUUGGCAGGCUAUCAAUUUGGCAUCGGUUUUCUUAUUGUUGGGCGUGGGUUUGGAUGACACUUUCGUGAUGCUGUCGUCUUGGAGAAAAUCGAAGCACAUAAGUUAUAUUCCACAUAGAUUGUCGCACUGUUACCAAGAAGCUGGAGUGUCUAUCACAAUCACGUCCCUAACCAACAUCAUUAGCUUCAUGAUUGGAGCUCUCGUGCCUGGAUUUCCUUGUGUCGAGAUAUUUUGUGUUUACGCGGGAUCUGGAUUAUUAGCCAUAUACCUUGGCACUCUGUUCAUAUUUGGCCCAGGUUUGGCCUUUUUGUACUCCAUUCAAGAUGGCUUGUUGCGGAAACUUCCCAAACUCAAGAAAUUGGAACUGAAAUGUGUCACCAAAUUACCAACGGGAAACGAUAUGUUUCAGACUUAUCUCGGUGUACCAUUAACAAAGUCUUGGACAAAAGUUGUGGUGCUCAUAAUCUGGAUAACGUACUUUACUUUGGCGGUUAUUGGAUCUUUUAACUUGGGAUACGGAUUGGAGCCCAAAAAUCUAAUGCGUCGAGAUUCGAGAAUGUUCUCUUACCUUCAAGACCAUUUUAUAGCCUUUCACCAUUUUGCCUACAGGAUUCAAGUGAUAUUUUAUGACGAACUCGACUAUUCGGAUGUCAAAGUUCAGCAAGAAAUGUUCCGGGUCCUGGAUAACAUCAAAAGCUCACCUCGAAUGAGUAAUAACUCAAAGAUAGAAGAAAAUUGGCUCACUUCGUUCCUGGAUAGCCCAUUUUCUCCUGAAGAAGACGACCCUCCGGAGCAAUUCAUCAUGAAUCUGAAGAAGUUUCUGGUCGAGUUCAAAUCUGCCCCGGUCUCACAUAAUGUCAAGUUCAACAAUAAUGGGACCCGAAUUCUUGCGUCGAGGAUCGUUGUGCAAAGCUCAUCGAUCAAGGACUCAGUGGAAGAGCAAAAAUUAAUGCUUGAUCUUCGAGAUGUAGCGCAACUUUCCCAUCUUUCUAUAGCGAUUCACAAUCCAUUUUUCAUUCUGUAUGAUCAAUCCAAUCACGUGGUCUAUUCAACGAGUACGAGCGGGUUUUGUUGCGUCACUGCCAUGUUUUUUGUGGCCCUCUUUUUCAUUCCCAGGCCCUUUAGCAGUUGCAUGAUUGUGUUGGCCAUUAUCUCUAUACUUAUGGGAAUUUUAGGCGGAAUGUUCUUGGCCGACAUCAAAGUGGAUGUAAUCUCCAUGAUCAAUAUCAUUAUCAGUAUUGGCUUCUCUGUGGAUUUCUCGGCUCAUAUCACCCAUCAUUUCAUAUCAAGCGUGGACAUGGAUCCCAAUGAAAGGAUAAAAUCAAGUUUGGAAGCAUUUGGUAUGCCCAUCAUCCAAUCUGCCUUGUCCACCAUUUUGGGCGUGAUGCCUCUUUUCUUCAUAGACAGCUACAUCCUUCAAUCUUUUGCCACAAUGAUGACCUUAGUCAUAUGUCUAGGCACCAUUCAUGGGCUUGUGUUCCUUCCAGUAGGGAUGUGUACUUUUCUUUUGGGCAUGCGCUAUUGUCACGGCAAAUCCGUUCGUGAAUGCAAACCUGAAAUACUUCGCAUGGCCAAUUUGGCUUUCGACCCGGAUGAGACAAUCCGAGGUGUCCACGACCAAACUAGUCCAAAAAGUACCAGAGCUGAACCCGACACCGAUCCAAGUAAAUGUGAAUGUGAUAGAGAGUCCAAAUUGUCUACUUUAUAUGAAUCUGUGGGGAAUGCAAACGAGUCAAGUGUGGAUUCCUUUGGCGACAACUCCACCAUCUAUAUAUGAACAGAGAGAGAUUGAUAAUUGGUCAUUUUUUUAAUCAUGCGAACUAAGACGAAUAUGAGUUUAUUUUUGAAAUUUGA